UUCUUAUGAAAAAGCAUUAUAGAGUUAUAUAGAUUAAAAACUAACCUCAAAAGUGACUCAAAACUGCGAAAAAAAAAGUGUAAAGUAAAAAAUAGUUUCGUAAUUUAAUAGUUAUACUUGUAUUUUCCAUAUUUGUUAAUAUUUCCUCUCAAGAAAUGUUUACGACAAACAUAUUUUGCUUGGUGCACGAUGAAUGAAACGAUAUAGAAAGUGGCUACGUUUAGGAACGCAUUUAAAAUGAAGGUGUGAUAAAAAUAUUGUUCAAUUAUGGAUUCGCCUAAUGUUAAUGCUGGAAGCCUUACACAUAGUACUGAUGGAUUUUUGAACAUUCCUCUUGAAUCUGAUGCCCUGGGGACAAAGCGCAGAAGUUCAUCACGUACGAUAAAACGAAGAAAGUUUGACGACGAAUUAGUCGAGACAACUUUUAACCUUCAACCACCAACGCCAAAUCCAAAAUCAGCAUCAAGAUCACGAACAGUAUCAGUUUCCACAGGAUCAUUGGAUAUUGCUCCAUCUCCAAUUUUACCUAGUCCUGCACCAGUUACUACUCCGGUGCCUCAACCAGAGCGUAUUAGUCGAAGACCAAGUCGGCCAAGUGGGUCGUCUUCGUCAAGCGGAAGAAAAAGUAAAAAAAAUAAAAAUCAUUCACAUUCAGCUAAUGCUACCAAAGACCUCGGCAGAUGGAAACCUACCGACGAUUUAGCUCUAAUUACUGGAGUACAACAGACAAAUGAUUUGCGAAUGGUACACAGAGGAACAAAAUUUUCGUGUCGUUUCACUCUCCAGGAAAUUCAACAAAGAUGGUACGCAUUAUUAUACGAUAGUGCAGUUUCAAGAAUUGCUGUGCAAGCAAUGAGAAAUUUACAUUCGGAAUUAAUAUCAAGUGUACAAGCAAGAACAUUGUACAGUAAAAAUGAAGAAGAUAUUUUGGGUACAAUUAAAUCUACAUCACAACCAACAUUAGAAACAUUUCAAGGACUUCUUGAAGCAAAUGCUCAAAUUUUCUAUCCCGCGCGAACAGCUAAAGCAUUACUUGCUCAUUGGCAAUUAAUGAAGCAAUAUCAUUUAUUACCCGAUCAAACUGUUCACAAUUUACCGCGUGGUGAACAUAUUUUGAGUUUCUCCGAUGCCGAGGAUAUGAUUGUCGAUAAUGAAUUGACAGAUCAAAAAGAUGAGAUGAUCGAUAAUGAAAUGACAAUAGCUGAUAGGAAAAAUAAAAAGGAAAUUAGAAUGCUUGAAAAUGAACUUGGAAGAUGGCAAGUUCUUGUCGAUAAUGUCAGCGGUGUUAAUCCACCGGAUUUUGAUAAUCAGACACUCGCUAUUCUUCGGGGACGUUUAGUUCGUUAUCUCAUGAGAUCACGAGAAAUAACAGUGGGAAGAUCAACAAAAGAUCACAAUGUCGAUGUGGAUUUAACACUGGAGGGUCCAGCUUGGAAAAUUUCACGUCGUCAAGGGACAAUUCGUUUAAGAAAUAAUGGUGAUUUCUUCAUAUCGUCAGAAGGAAAACGGCCAAUUUUUGUAGACAGUAGACCAAUUCUCGCAGGCAACAAAAUGAAAUUAAAUCACAAUAGCGUUGUCGAGAUUGCUGGUCUUCGAUUUAUCUUUCUAAUCAAUCAGGAAUUAAUUUCUGUCAUACGACAAGAAGCGGUGAAAUUGAAUUUGAAUCCGUAAAAAAAUUAGUCAUUUGCAAAUGAACAAAACGCUUAAUUAAUGUACAAAACAUUCAAAAAAAAGAAACUCAUUUUUUUAUUUACUCCAAAAAGAACUUAAUGUUUGAAAAAAAUUUUCUUUUUUUUUUUUUGUUACAAUUAUUUAUAAAACAAUUAUUGUAUCUGUAAUUUGAUUCAUGUAAGUUUUUUUAUUAGAAAAGCGAGAAGAAAAAAUACAAGAGUAAUUUUUCAAUAAUAAA
This is a messenger RNA of Leptopilina heterotoma, 1909 nucleotides long. It is a transcript of the gene Rcd5, whose product is annotated as microspherule protein 1. The record is from RefSeq and is a predicted model, not a curated record. Bases 268 to 1671 code for a protein of 467 amino acids. The transcript has 7 exons. Gene Ontology annotation, biological process: positive regulation of transcription by RNA polymerase II. Gene Ontology annotation, molecular function: protein binding; G-quadruplex RNA binding. Gene Ontology annotation, cellular component: Ino80 complex; MLL1 complex; NSL complex. Lineage: Eukaryota; Metazoa; Arthropoda; Insecta; Hymenoptera; Figitidae.